AAAAAGGUUGGACUGACGGACGGAGAAAAACCAUUUUGUUCAGGGCGUGUCGUGUCACUCUUAUAAUCCGCACAGUUGACAGCAAGAAAAUCUCUACUGUGGGGGACAGAUCUCAACCAAGAUCGAAGUGUGGAAUGUUGGUUACGCGGUUGAGUUCCUUCCUCAGAAGCUUUUCAAAACCUCAGAUUUCCAGGUCCAUAAAAAAUGUAGAAGAGGAGGAGAGCAAACCUUACGUUCGUAAGGCAGUUUCAUUUGUUUUGAUUACCAUUACUGGUGGAGUUGCUCUUAGUGCGCUGGAUGACCUUGCUAUCUAUCGAGGCUGUAGUAGCAAGGCUAUGGAGAAAGCGAGCAAGAACCAGGCGAUGAUAGAGGCUCUUGGGGAACCAAUCGUUAAAGGUCCAUGGUACAAUGCAUCUCUUGCAGUAGCUCAUAAGAGGCAUUCUGUGUCUUGCUCAUUUCCUGUUUCGGGGCCACAAGGCACUGGGUUGUUACAGCUGAAGGCAGUUCGUAAUGGAGAUGAUACCUGGUCUUCCUUUUUCCUUCCUCGUGAUUGGGAGAUUUUAAUCAUGGACGCUCUUCUGCAUGUACCUGGAAAUGAUGAAAAGCGCCAAACGUUGCGGAUUGAUCUCUCUGAAAGGCUGCCUACUCCAUGCACUGCAUGCACCGAGCGCACACCAUGUAUCGCACAGAACGCAGAAACAAAUAUGACCACUGAACAAUAAUAAUAUUACUAAUUCCGGGAAUAUACGAUUUUUGGAAACCAGGGGAUAUCAAUAUUUGUUUUUGCUUCCCUGAAGGAAUAAAUUUCGAAAUUUUCUUCUUGGUGCGAAAUAUUUUGAUAUAAUUAGCUAUGUUAUUUUAUUA
Molecule: messenger RNA, 864 nt
Organism: Neltuma alba
Lineage: Eukaryota; Viridiplantae; Streptophyta; Magnoliopsida; Fabales; Fabaceae
Exons: 4
Coding region: 135-722 (195 amino acids)
Source: RefSeq, a predicted model, not a curated record